UUCGCAGCGGCACGCUCCAAUGGGCAGCCCCUGGCAUUCCCCUCCGACGACGAUGAGGCACUGCGUCGGCCUCUGCCUCUGUUUGCUGCUGCUCUUGUCACACGUGAGGGCAUCAGCAGCAGCAGCAGCUGACGAUGAGAUGUCUUCCGCCUACGGGUCCACUUCCACUUGCGUCAUUCGCGCCACGCUCUACAUGACGCCGGCAUGGGAUCGCAGCGACCAAGAUUUUGGCCUGCCCCUGGACAUUGAUUGCUCUGGAAACAACACGCUGGAGGUACUAGCUGCAUUCGACCUUGGCGCCCAGCGGGUGGCCGGCAAGAGUCAUGUCCUACUGGACGGAGCCCACACGCCGCCACUCGGUGUCGCCAGCUAUGGCCUGGAGUAUCUGGAUAAUUGUCCCCAUCUGCAGAGCUUGGAGAUCGAGCGAUUCGUUGGGGACUCCACCCUCAGGCUAGGCUGCGGUGGUCCCAUUCUAAACAAGAUGACAGCCGUGUUCAUUAAGAAUAAUGAGCUGGGCACGCUAAGUGGCAAUAGCUUCGAGCAGUUGCCGCAUUUGAGUCGUCUUCAGAUUCAGGGCAACUCCCUGAGGUUCAUGGAACCACUGCUGGGCUGUGGUAAACUCCAGGAACUUACUAUCAAGGAGGAGGAGCAUUUGGUCUUGAGAGAUGGUGACAUCAUUGAACAGCUGGCGAAUCUAGAAAGACUUCGCCUUAGUCGCCUCAAGAUGAUUGAACCCGAAUUCUUCAAUUUAUUGCCCGAGAAUCUCAUAGAACUCGUUGUGGAGAAGACACUGAUUGAAGACAAGAGCUUAGUCCUGGCCAAUGGAACCUCUCAUCUGAUCAAUGUGACCAUUGUCGAUUGCCAUCUGAACAGCUUUGGCCUUGAACCAUACGGGAAUCGGAGCAUACUCCACUUGAACCUGAGUGGCAAUGCCUUGACCUCAUUGGAACUGGGGGAAAGUUUCCUCAUAUCGCUGGAUCUCAGCAGGAAUCAAUUGGGUAACCUAACCAGCGGCUGGUUCAGCAGUCUGACGAAACUCAAAGAGCUGCGUUUGCAGGAGAACCUAAUUCACACGCUCUCUCUGGUGCAGUUGCUCCGGAUCGCCCCACAAACCAUCCAACAUAUCGAUCUGAGAUCAAAUCACUUGAUGACUCUAAAAGAUGUGGACGCCCGAAUGGAGCAGCCGUCAAUGCAGCUGCGUAUCUUUAUCGAUGGCAAUCCUUGGAGCUGCCAGUGGCUGCUCAAUUUCUCGCACACCCAGCCGCAGAUGUUCCGGCUCUUGCAGUACUCCAAGUAUAUUUCGCACAUCAAUGUGAAUGGAUUGAGCUGCAGUCCCCAGGAGCCACCCACAGAAGGGCCUGCGAAGCGAGAGCGACCGCCUGGGAGGAUUAUGCAUGUGAUCCUCAAUAACUCCUUCGUUCCGGUGCCGCAUCCUAACACGAAUGUCUCCAGCUUCACAGUGUUGUAUGGCAAUCCCGUGGAACUGCAUCGCAGCCAACGUUCGGGGGCCCUCAUCAUUGUCUUCAUGCUGCCCUUGGGGAUAGCCCUGCUCUUCCUGCUGCUCUACCUAUAUCUGCACUGCGAACGACUCUUCCACUUGUCCUAUUACAUAUCGGGACUGUCGUGCUUUGGCGAUGGCAAGUCCUCCAGCCAGCCUCGCUUUGUGGAUCAUGUGGAUAUUGUGCGUUAUCCCAUAGCCAAUGGCAAUGGUGCUGCUCCCCUGGAAUUGGAGCCCGCUCUGGCCGAUGGCUAUGAGACGCCGGUGAGCGGUGGUGCCUCCAUUUGCAACUGCACGGGCCAUAGAGAUUCCUCGUGCUCGCGCACGCAUCAUGUGACGUACGAGGCACUGCCCACGGAGCUGCCUUAUCAACUGUACUCCGAGAUCACGGAGCUGGCGGAAAAUGGAGACGGAACGAAAGAGAUUCCGAAAGGCUGCGCCCCUACAGCGCCCAUCUACGACCACCUGUCGUUUGGGGAGGAGGGGCAACAGGAGGUUGAACUAAGGGAAAAUUCGUAGGGGUCGUUUAUAU
Messenger RNA from Drosophila persimilis, 2030 nucleotides. RefSeq lists its product as uncharacterized. Gene Ontology annotation, molecular function: protein binding. The transcript has a single exon. The record is from RefSeq and is a predicted model, not a curated record. Lineage: Eukaryota; Metazoa; Arthropoda; Insecta; Diptera; Drosophilidae. The coding region runs from base 20 to 2017 and encodes 665 amino acids. Gene Ontology annotation, cellular component: extracellular matrix.